Messenger RNA from Gigantopelta aegis, 4790 nucleotides. Its product is annotated as 4-hydroxyphenylpyruvate dioxygenase-like. NCBI's taxonomy places the organism in Eukaryota, Metazoa, Mollusca, Gastropoda, Neomphalida, Peltospiridae. Gene Ontology annotation, cellular component: Golgi membrane; endoplasmic reticulum membrane. The coding region runs from base 30 to 1178 and encodes 382 amino acids. The transcript is spliced from 13 exons. Gene Ontology annotation, molecular function: lactoylglutathione lyase activity; 4-hydroxyphenylpyruvate dioxygenase activity; metal ion binding. Gene Ontology annotation, biological process: L-tyrosine catabolic process. The record is from RefSeq and is a predicted model, not a curated record.
CUCGUAGGCACCCACGCAUUUGAGUGAUAAUGACUUCAUACACACACAAAGGACCCAAGCCAGAAUCCGGAAAAUUCGUCUGCUUCGAUCAUGUGACAUUUAGAGUCGGCAAUGCAAAACAGGCAGCUUCGUUCUACUGUACUCGAAUGGGCUUUGAGCCCUUCUUGUACAAGGGCCUGGAAACCGGCAGCAGACAGAUAGCAGCCCAUGUGGUGAGGCAGAACAAGAUUUUAUUUUCAUUCCAGUCAAUGUUAGAGCCAUAUACACCACAAGAUUUUGGUGACCAUUUAGUCAAACAUGGAGAUGCUGUGAAGGACAUUGCGUUUGAAGUUGAUGACCUGGAUGCCAUUUAUGAGCGUGCUAUGGCUUGUGGAGCAGUUAUUGUCCAUGAACCAUGGGAGGAGUCUGAUGAACAUGGCACCAUUCGGAUGGCCACUGUUCAGACAUACGGCGACACAACGCACACGUUUGUCGACCGAUCAAAAUACAAGGGUCCUUUCAUGCCAGGAUACAGGUCCGAAAAGAAGAAGGAUCCCGUUUUGAACAAACUCCCUGCCGUGAAUCUAUUGCUCGUGGACCACAUUGUCGGCAAUCAGCCAGAUAAGGACAUGGUUAAUGCUGUAGAAUGGUAUGAAAAGAAUCUGAUGUUUCAUCGUUUCUGGUCUGUGGAUGAUGAACAAAUGCAUACAGAGUACUCUGCCCUUCGAUCAAUUGUCGUGUCAAACUACGAGGAGACCAUCAAAAUGCCGAUCAAUGAACCCGCACCUGGAAAAAGAAAGAGUCAGAUUCAGGAAUUUGUGGAUUAUUUUGGAGGAGCGGGAGUGCAGCACAUUGCAAUGAAGACUGAGAAUAUCAUUGAAAGUAUUACGAAUCUUCAGCAACGAGGAAUGCAAUUCCUAGACAUUCCUAACAAGUAUUAUGACAACCUACGAAAGCAACUCGCAAACUCCAAGGUUACAGUGAAAGAGGAUCUUGAUACUCUUCAGAAGUUGCACAUACUGGUGGACUUCGAUGACAAUGGUUACCUGCUCCAGAUCUUCACGAAAAACAUGCAGGAUCGUCCAACUCUGUUCUUGGAGGUCAUCCAGAGAUGUAACCAUAGCGGUUUUGGUGCUGGAAACUUCAAGUCCCUGUUUGAGGCUAUAGAAAUGGAACAAGCAGAACGAGGAAAUCUCUAAUGAGGAAUUGAAAUUCUUGAAAGCUCCUGCCAAGAAUGUUCAAUCUUUUCAACAGUAGCUGUGUAUGAUACUUAGAUAUGUGGGUAAAGGGGAUUGCAUUACAAUAGACUGAUAAGUGUGUUGUGAAACUCGUAAUGAAGUGCCAGUCUAGAGAAAACAUAAUGCUGGUUUUAAUCAUUUCAGAACAUUUCUUCAGAUAAAGAUUGCUAUAGAAUCAUCUCUUGAGAAAUUGUUUUAAUUUUUCAUAAUUAAUUAAAUGCAAGUGUUUGCAUGCUAGAAAUAAGUUUAUCACAUUCUGAAGACCAUUCACUGGAAGUAAAUUAACAGUACUGUAGAUAAAAGUAUUCAAAAUGAGUAUUAUUAAUCCAAAUAUCAGUAUUAAAAAUAUGUAUGCUAUGCAUGUAGUCAACAGCAAUCGGGAUACUAAUCUGGUACAGGCUUGCUUUGAUGUAUUUUAUAAUCACUUAAAUAGUUUGAUUUAUCUAUUAAAGAUAGAACCUAUUUCAAAUUUAUUUUAAUUUCUGUGAUUAUUUACAUAUUUAUCAAGUGUGCAGAUUUGUAACUACCUAAAAGAGACCCCACCAAAAAAAAAAGAAGAAAAGAAAUCUGUUACAUUUGAUCUAAUUCUAAGUUAUAAGCUUACUUAGAGGUUUUACUUGUUUAAAAUUAAGUUCUAGAAAUUCUUGCCUAGAUUUUCAAAAAAUGGAAACGGAAUAUUAGCAGUUACAUAAUCACUUAAGUGACUAUAAUCAUGUUCAGUUUCUUUACAAUUCAUUCUAGUUAUGUCAGUGUUAUUUUCCGUUGUACACAAGUAUAAUUACUUAAAGGUGUAUGACCGGUUUCCACAGUGAAACUAAGCUGUGUAUAUAUAAAGAAAAGGUAUUGUGCUCAUAGACAAUCAUAUUAAAGUUUUAAUCAUCGAAAUAUCUCCAGAAUGUAUUUUCGGUGCUUAUUGUAGAAUGUUUCUUUUGCUUUUGAAAACCAUAGCAAUAGGCCUCUAUCCAAAAUGAGUCGUGAUUAAUGCAUAUUCAUAUUUAAUUCUACCUCACAAUCAAUAAAUCGGUUUAUUUUUAUCAGAUUUAUAUGAUAGAAUGUUACACGAUAAUGUGAUAAUAAAAUUAAAUGGAUGUGAACAAGUAUUAUUAAAUAUAAUGUUAUUGCAUUUAAGUGUAGGUUUCCAGAAUGGAUAUCACCCUCCCCCCCCCCCCAAAAAAAAAGAAGAAAAAAAAAAGAAGAAGGAUUGGUCCAAUUCUUUAUAUUCCAGUAAAUAAUUGACAUCAACAUCCAAUAUUAGCUGGUGCUGAUAAUGAUCUUAAUUACAUAUGAAGUCUUUACAGAAAUUCUUAUUUGUAUGCAUGUUCUGUUAAUAUUAUUAUGCUUUCCAUGAGAAGUGAAGGUCUAUUUGGAAAUAUUUAUGAGACUUUGACUUUGAGUGUUUUUACAUGCCCCUAUACCACUAAGGUUUCAGACAUUAUUUAUGAGAAACAGGUUUUUAAAAUUUUAAACAUGUGGUUGUUUGUUUGUAAACAUUUCUUUAACGUUCAUAACUUAAGUCAUUUAGUCUUCCAACAGGUUGGGUAUGUUUAGUACAUAAUAAUAUAUAACAUAUUUAAUUUAUUUCUACAUAACAUUUUCAUGUACUUUGGCUGGAUCAAAUAAGAUACUGAACUUUUAUAAUGCUUUUUUGAAUACAAGUUGAACAUUUGUUAAACAUUUCUUUUCAUGCACAUUUUAAAUGUGUUUUAGUUUUUAAUGAGAAGUUAAUUAUACUUAUCCAAAUAAAGUACAAGUUUUGGUCAUCUUUUAUUGCCACAUAUUGCUGACAGAAAUAUCUGCAAAACUUUAAUAUCUAAAGUGAUGAUUGAACAUAUAAAUAUUUCGAAAUUUUUCAAAACGUUUCUUGGCAGUUCCAGAAUUUUGUGGGGGUUUGGGUUUUUUUUUAAACAGACUUGUAUAUAAUCAGUAUUUAUGGUUGUAUUGAAAACCAGCAGAACCCUGGUAUUAAAUGGUUGGCUUAAUAAUAAUAAUGUUUAUUAAAAUAGUUGUAUGGUUGAACUAAAUCUAAUCUUUUAGAAAUAAAUGACUAGAAUUUUUAAUGUUAUCAUAUGUUGUGAUUUUAUUUCAGUGUUCAUAAUAUUUAUGCUUUAAAACAACCCUAUACUCAACAAAACAUGUUUAACAAAUUAUGUUACUCAAAGAUUUCUUAUUAAUUUGCAUUUGUGAUAGAUUCAAAACCUCUGUUGUUUACAAACAACAUCAGUGCUACUGUAAAGGUUGGACAUAUCCAUUCUUUAUGGCUCAGAAACAUUGUAAUAAUAGAUUUAUAGAUGUCUGAAUAUGCAUUUGGUGAUAUUUAAGUAAUCGGCAAGGUAGUUAUAAUUAUCCAAAAUUACAGAUUCGUCAUUUAGUGUACAGUAAAUUAUUGUACAAAGAUUGCGGACAUAUUCUAUAAACAUACUUACAUUAAUGUUUUGGGGUUUUUCUAAGCCUUUUUAGUCAAGUAUAGUAAACAAAACUAUGCACAGUCUAUCUGAAGACUAGUUUAUAUAUAGUGAUGUACCAAAGGGAAUCAGCCUUUAAUCGGUGUGUUUUUAGUUUUUCAUUAUAAAUGUUUUAAUGUCGUCUGCAUGCCAAAUUAAUGAAGUAUUAAGUUAAUGUGAUUUUAAAUAUGUUUACAGAAGCAUUUAGAAUAAUUCAUGGUUUCAUUUGCUCUUGCACGCAUUUAGAUCAAAGUGUGAAUUAUUUUCAUGUGUGAAAAUAAGUACAUGGGUUUUUUGUGAUAAAUGAAUGGAAAGAACUUGGUACCGUAAUGAUGUGAAAUCAGAAUGUGUUUUUUGUCUGUUGUGGAAGGAUUAUUGCAAGCUCUAAAUACAUGUCAUUCAUCAUCAUUGCAGAAAAUGAAACCUACAAAUAAAAAAAUCCACCGAUAACCUGGUGUGGUUUAGCUGUCUGAUAAAUCAUACAAGAUUGGAUGUAAGUACAAACCGAUGUGCUGAUCCUGAUAUAUAUAAGAUCUCACAUUUUUCAAGGGAAUUUGGAAUUCCAUUCUUGUAAUGAAAUUGUUCGAAUCCUGUAACAUCGAUCUUUUUUUUUUUAACAGUUGGGUAGUAAAAAGUCUUUACUCAGAUGAUAACUACAAUUGUUUAUUGGAUUCAGAUUUUAAAUUAACUAGUCACUUAAUGCAUUGUAGUUUAAAAAAAACUACAAAAAAAAACAAUCCCUAGAAUUGGUAAGUACUAUUACAGACCCAAAGUCGAGAUUCUGUGAUUUUAUUAGAACUACACACAUAGUGCUGGUUAUUUUGCACAAACACUGAACCUACUGUAGACAUUGGUUUUAUUUUUAUGAAUGACAUCUGUGUUUAGAGCCUUUCUCCUUCCAUGUUGUCAAGUAUAAAUGAAGGUAGUACAUAUGCGGAAAAUGGCCGUUUUCGAAAAGGUUUGGAUAGAGGUUUAGAAUGGAUUGUUGUGGAUGUAUAUAGUAUUAUUCGGUGACAUAGUCUUCAUCUAUGUUCUGGUGGCCCACUCUGGCAGCUGAUUUUGAGUGUGAGAGACUUUGUACAGUAUUCAUAUAUAAAAUAGUUACUCUUAAUCCAGUACGCUUUAUAUGUAA